AUGGUGCGCAAAUCAAAACGAAAGUCUGAAGGAGAUUUGCCGAAUUCGAGGGUCAAGGCUAGAAAGAGUGGCGAGGAUCGAGAGGAGGAUUUUAGUGGUGUUGUGGAUUGGGUUGAUAGGAAGGGAGUGAAGAGAGAUGGUAGGGAGAAGAAAGAUUCUAGUGGUGUUGCGGAUCAACUUGAUAAGAAGAGUUUGAAGAAAGAUGGUAAAGAGAAAAAGAAGGAGAAGAAAAAGGAAAGAAUGUCGGAGCCUGCGAGGAUUGGUGAAAGGGAAGUGGGAGAGAAGGGAGAAGAUGAGGAUGAAGAUGAUGGGGAGGAGGAUUCGGGACAAGAGGCUAGCAAUGAGUUUCUGGAACUCGAUAAUCUGGAGAGAAAGAAAAAGAAGAGUGCUGAGAGAGCGAAAGCGCAGUUUAUGGAGAAGUUUAUUGGAGCUGUGGAGAGAGAUGUGAAGGACUUCAAGAAAUCGGCGGCAGGGUUUGAGAGAGAGGCUUCGGUUGAAAAUAAGGAUUUUCUGGAAGGUUUUCAUGCUGCUUAUUCUCUGUCGGCACCAUUCAAAACUGUCUCUUAUGAUUUCUCUUUGAAUCAUAAAAGAGGUCGAAUCAUGAUUACACGGGCGUUGGAGCUAAGUUCGCAAUUUGACAACCUGGCAAAGAAAGAUAUUGCAAAGGAGUUGGCAGGAUUGUUUGGUAACAAAUGGAGCAAAGAGGAUGAAGAGAUUGCUAAGAUGCUUGAACUGGGAAAAAUGGUUGGGCUGAAUAAGUUCGAGUGUAUUGUGAAUGCUUCGAAGCCGGAGAUCUUGGAGACAGAUGCACUUGAAGUUUCGAAGAAAUUCUUUCCGGAUAUUGCAGAGGAAAGUAAUUCUGGCUGGGGCAAGGAGGCGAAGAAACAGGAGAGGGCUCAUAAGAAAUUGCUUAAGUCUUUUGAGAGCAGGAGUUGA
Messenger RNA from Botrytis porri, 936 nucleotides. RefSeq lists its product as uncharacterized. The transcript is spliced from 4 exons. The record is from RefSeq and is a predicted model, not a curated record. The coding region runs from base 1 to 936 and encodes 311 amino acids. Lineage: Eukaryota; Fungi; Ascomycota; Leotiomycetes; Helotiales; Sclerotiniaceae.